Molecule: messenger RNA, 1683 nt
Organism: Triticum dicoccoides
Lineage: Eukaryota; Viridiplantae; Streptophyta; Magnoliopsida; Poales; Poaceae
Product: zinc finger BED domain-containing protein RICESLEEPER 2-like
Exons: 4
Coding region: 501-1301 (266 amino acids)
Molecular function (GO): protein dimerization activity; DNA binding
Source: RefSeq, a predicted model, not a curated record
ACCCCACUUUACCCUAUUAGCCCAUCCCGAUAGCUUGGUGCAGGGAGGACGACGUCGUCGCCGAUCGAUGGCAGCCGCCGCUGCACGGCGCACCUAGCCCCUCCCCUACCUCGCAGCUUCUCCCUGCUCCGCCCCUCCCCUACCUCGCAGCUUCUCCCUACCCCGCCCCUCCCCUACCUCCCGGCGAUGGGCAGGUCGCCGGCAGCAACAACCCCGACCCCCAGGUCGUCGGCAGCAUCAAUCACGACCCCCGGGUCGCCGGCUGUCCCAACCCCGACAGCCAAGGCGCCGGAUGUGUCAAUCCCGGCGUCCAAGGUGCCGGAUGCAUCGUCGGCAGCAGAUCUUGAGGAGCACAAGGGUGAGCUCUUACGUGCCAUAAAAAUUGAGAAGGCUAAUGGCCCGGAUCUUGAGGAGCACAAGGGUGCUAGUGAGCUGACAAAGAAGCCUUGAAAGAAGCUGACAAAGAUUAUAAAUUUGCUCCUUCAGUAAGUGAAUUGGAGAUGGCCGAAGCUAUUUGCCAUCUUUUGGGAGCUUUUUACACAGCCACAAAGAAAAUCUCGGGUAGGACAUAUCCCACCUCUCACCUAUACUUCUAUGAGGUCUGGAAUGUGAAGCAAAUAAUGGAGAGAGAAGUCGUAAGUGAAAAUCCUACCAUUGUUGCCAUGGUGAAAGAGAUGGAGAAGAAAUGGAUCAAAUAUUUUGAGGAGUCAUUCUUAACAAGUUGUCUGCCGGUGAUAUUUGAUCCAAGGUACAAAUAUGAAUAUGUUGACUUCCGACUGACCGCAACUUUUGGUGGUGGCGCAGAGAAAUAUCUUACCCAAGUGAAUAGUGCGAUGAAGAUCCUAUUUGCUGAAUAUGCAUCUGAAUUUGGAAACAUUUCUGAUGAAGGUGAUGAGGUUGUAGAGGAGGAUGGUGAGGGCACUCUUGAUGACUGGGAUAAGCAUUUGAGAUUGAAAAGAUCCCACAACUCAAAUGAGCUACAGCGAUAUCUUGAAGAAGAUCUGUUUCCUCGCCGACGGAAAUUGGAUAUCUUAAAGUGGUGGGAGAUUCACUGCCCAAAGUAUCCGGUGCUUGCAGCUAUAGCACGGGACAUGUUGGCAGUGUCCGCGUCUACGGUGCCUGCAGAGGCUGCAUUCAGCAAUGCAGGAAGGAUCAUCACUGAACAAAGAAGUAGUUUGACCCCGAGUACUGUUGAGACAUUGAUGUGCCUCGAGGAUUGGUAUCGAGCAACUGCUCGCCAAAAGGCGGAACCAACAGUUGGAGACCAUGGUGGUGAUCAAGAGGAUGCUGGAACCACCUAAGUUUUUUUGGCAGGCAGAAGGUAGAGCCUGAGGACAAGGAGGAGACCAGGGGGCGAAGCCAGAAGCGGCACCGGCGGCAGCUGAGACUCAGUGAAGGCUUGUGCUGAGCUCGUGAUCGUCUUCCAUGAACCAACCUGAAGCUUCAUUCACUGAGAGUUGCGAGGUCUUAUCAGCCUAGAGUUUUUCUUUUCGCUUUGUCCUUGUGAGUUCACUGAGAGUUUUGAUGGGACUACCACUGAGAGUUGUGAGCUUCAUUCACUGAGAGUUGCUAUAAGUUGAAAAUAAGCUUGUAUCUGUGGCGGCCGCUUCCACAAAGUUCUAUUAAUAUGUUGAUGCACUAUUACUUUAUUCAAAUUCCAAUCAAGAUCUGUUGCUGCUGGAA